AUGGCUGACGCAGACGUUCUUGCAGCGAGGAGAGGAAAAUCAGGUACGAUAAAAUACUGGAAAUUACCUUAAAUAUCAUUUCCUGUGGAUCAUAAAAUCGUAUUGAAUACGAUUUUAUUCCAGGUCAUAUACAAAGAAAAAGUAUAGCACAACGAAAACGCUUUGCAUUGCAAUUCAGAGACUUUAGCUCAAUAACAACGCUCAAAUUUAUUGGAUGUAAUAACGUACCCCAGAUUUCUAUACAGACAGCUGCAAUAGAAGCUACGCCUAAUCAAACAAAUUGCAUUAAGAUAGGAUGUUUAUUUAAGUAAAAGCGUUGGAAAAACGCCUCAUCUUUGGGGAAAAUUGCCCCCUGAGCAAAGCUAAUAAUCGCAAAACGCGAUCAAAAGAGAGGCCGUUUAAUUGAGGGUUGCUUACUCGUGUGUACGCGUGCCGCAAACAAAGCUAAUCUACCGAAUAGCCGAAAGUCGAAAAGUCACAUUACUCAGUGUCAAAUUACCAACUACUUGACAACUCUAUUUCAGAAGCCAAGCAAACAGUUCUGUGUAAAGUGUGCGGAGACAGAGCUUCUGGAAAGCAUUAUGGAGUAUUAACAUGCGAUGGAUGUCGCGGAUUCUUCAAGCGAAGCAUUCGCCGGGAUCUUGCGUAUCAGUGCAAAGAGAAUAAUUCCUGCCCUAUAGAUGUGGCCAGACGAAACCAAUGCCAAGCCUGUCGGCUAAAAAAGUGCUUUGAAGUUCGCAUGAACAGGGACGGUAAGCCAACUUAUCUUUUCUUUCCAAUCUAGUGAAAAUUUUAAAAAAAGCGUUUUAUCUUGCAAAUGUAAGCAGGGGUUAUUAGUCGGGUUACAGGAAGAGGACACGAAUUUCAUAACAAAGGCUUUUCAAAGUGAAGGACAAUAGGGCAAACUGAAAUGUUUAUCGCUCUUUGUUUUCAAUCAGCAUCCAAUACUCUUUUAAUGGAAAUUUUUUGUCUUUUCGCUGCUAAAAGAGCCUCGUUCGUUUCCUCUCAAUGUUUUGUAUUAAGGACUGAGCAUACCUGCUGAGACCACCUGUCCUAAAAUAAAAGAUUUGGGCUCACCCAAAAAUGCGUUCGUCACAACAAAUUCGCACUAUUGUACAAUACUGCAGAGAUCUUUUAAGUUUCUACACGGAUCAAUGAAUACUUUAAAUUCUAUCUGAGGAUCUGUUGAUGCGCCUUUAAUGAUCGCUGCCUUGUUUACUCAAUUAUUUCAUCCAGCUUCGAAAACUUGCCGUGCAGAUCAAAAUGCUUUCUAAUGAAUUCUGAAUGAUCAGCGGGUUCUAUCAGGUUGUAUCAAUUUGUUGUAGGUUCUGCAUAAAAACGGUAAUUUUAGUACGAGUUAAGCGCAGUAAGGGCAGCCAUGUUCAUAACGCGAUAGCUUAAAUAAAAGCCGUUGCGAAACGACUUUGUUUAUUUUGACAAUUUGCCCUAACAAUACCUGACCUCACAACGGCGUUUCAAGAUAACCUUCCCAAUUUAUACCUCAACUCAGGGUAGCUAAUGCAAUUAUCCCAAAAAACCCCAUUAAUUAUUGUUUACAUGUUUUCUUUCAACGAAUGGACCCUCCUUUUAUUUGCGACAAAAUUUUCUGUGCGCUUCCGAACUUCCGAUUCGACUGAAAAUAUUUCUUUGCCCAUCGCCGCAGAGUAAUCUAUUAUUUAUUGCGUGUACUCAGCCCAAUCCGAACUGAGUGGAGGUAUUUCAAGUCGUCUCUUCUGAGUCGCGAAACUUCUAAAGUUCUUUGAUCGUUUUAGCACAAAGAACAAUUUAUACGCCCAAUUUAUUUCGAACUAUGAAAGUCUUUCUUUAGAAACCUCACCACAGUGCUGUAUUAUGCAAAAUUAGCGUUGUAUGGAACCGUGGUGAUUAAUAAUUCAUUCCAGUGUUUAAAGACCGAAACAGAAAACAAACCCAAUGUAAAAUAAAAAACUACUUAAUAGAUGCUUUUUUGGAGCUAAAAGACAGUACCAGAGCUUUUGUCUUCCACCACUGAUCAUUUUCGCGGCAAAUACUUGAGGUCAAAGAAUUCGAGCUCUGCUGAAUUUUCACCACUGAAAAGCUUCCGCUCUGAUUCAAGCGCUUUGCAUUCUAAGAGAGAACGACUACAGAAUAUUUCUAAUCGCGAGAAAUUUUUCCUUCUCUCUCCCGUGCAAGAAACUUUUCAAAAGUAAAAAUAAAUAGUCCUGUAGGGCGCUGGAAAGUGUCGAAUAGAUUCCAAAAGUAUUGGAUUUUUUCCAUUUGGAAGCUAGCCUAUCCCGUUUCUUUAUCAUUUCAACGGAAUUUAAAUAAUGGAAAAAAGUUAAUCAGGUAUAAACUUGCGUACCAAUGCAUGCAUGGUUUGUUCCCCCGACGCGCAUUGUUCUACCGCGGUUUGUCAACAUCCGUUUCUUUGUAGAGGUUUUUUUCUGAUUUAUUGCUGAAAUCAAGAUCAAAGUCACGUUUCAAUUAAUUGGCCUUGCUUUUAAACAUAUCUCAGCGAAAAUUCAGCGCGCAAAUUCUUUAAUAUUCGUCAGUAUGUCGCAGCUAAGUCAUUGUAAAAGAAUGAAGUUGAAAACGCAUUAUGAGCUUUUCUGUCUUCGAGGAUCAACGCUGUCCUGUGGAAUUCAAAAAUGAAUUAGGCCAAACAAAACAAACAUUUCAAAGCCCUUGUUGUCUGUUAAGUAUAAGGUCUUCAAAACGAAGGUGUCCCACCUUGUGACUAAUAAGCCAAUCAGAGUGAGAGAAAUUCUGAUCUCCAUGAACAGCAGCUGAAAGUUAAGAAGACUGCUUUUGACAUCAAGAGUGAUUUGAGAGCCCCUGGGGCUCAGGUACAUUAAACGGGUUUACUAUUGUGAUGUCACACACUCUGCUGUCAUUGGUAACUAAUUGGAGAGGUUUUUUGUCCACCUCAAUUGGGCUAUCAUUGUACAGCAUAGUUCUCAGGUCGGUAGUUUUUUGAAAAGGCAUGUACAGUAACUCUACUAUGUUACAUCACUGUUCGUGCGUGCCAAAAAAAAAAAUAUAAGUUUUUUAAGUUCGUUGAUUGCAAAUUGUGUCGAUUUUCAUGAUCCUCGGAAACUUCCUGAUUCUCCUUUGGCCGAUGAUUGGCUCUAGCAUCAAACUAUCAUUUCAGGGUUCAAUUCCAUAAAAAAGUAAUUCUGAAUAACUAAAAGUAUCGGGAUGUGAUUUACUUCCUUAGUUCAUUUUCAUUCAAUAAAAUCAGUUCAAGACUUGUCGGACAUUGUAGCUGGUAACACCAGACUGGAAGAGAACAAUGAGCUUCUGAACUAGAAUUUGCGCCCUUGAUUUCAUUUAAAUAAAAUGUAGCUCGAAAAGUCUAUGCAUUUGGGAAAUUCAUGACACGUGUUGAUGGAUAGGAAAUUACACCCUUAGUAAUGUAAUUGUAUUACACUCAAAAGCUCUCUCAUCAUUAUCGGGUUUUGUUAGAACAAAGAGAACUUUGUGGUAAAGACAGGAAAAUAGCGUUUGACUGAAUACUUAGCAAAGCUUAAAACUAUAUCAAAAAGUUUGUUUUGAUUAAGUAUAGCCAGAAGACUAAUUAAGUUGAGCACAGAAAAAAAUAAUUUACAGUCAAUUGAAACCAAACUGAGAUUAUGUAAAGAGCGUGAUUCGAUUUUGACCAAUCUUUGAACUCAACUGUCUUUCAUAACACUCUAGGACAGGAAACCCAACCUUUAAUUUUAGCAUGUGUCUUGCCAGGGUAAAUAAAAGGCGCAAAUAAACAAUUUCUAUAAAUUUCUAUAAAGUUUUAUUUUAAGUUUUUAUUUUCGAUUAAGUGUAUAUUGCCCACUAAAAUAUUUGGCGGCAUGCUAUCUUAUUAUUAUGAAUCAGUUCGUUAACGUUUGUCCAGUUUUAUAAGCUUAUGUUAUGACUGGUUUUCAGCCGUGCAACACGAACGUGCUCCGCGUACAAAUCAGUUCAAACAGGCGUCAAACGAAGAAAUCCGAUGCAAGCCUCUGAAGAGGAAACAUAACAGCUACGAGCAGGAGCAUAUGGAUCUCCCACCAGGCCAAAUCCACGUAACUCCAAAGAAAGAAAAACUUCUGGACUCUCCUGUUACUCCGGAACCUAUAUUCUUCAGGAACAGCCCGCCCAGAUAUACUAUGGAACAUAAGAGCGCCUUCCUCAUGGGAUAUUCAAACGCCGAGAGCCCAAAAGACGUCCCAGUGGCUGUUUCCGUGGCGACUGCAAUGACACCUCCGCACACGCCCCAGCAUGGACAACAGGUGCCCUAUCCAAUCAUGUAUCUUAGCUCACCGGAAAUGCUGCACGAGUCCGCCGUGCGGAUUCUAUUUAUGACCGUGAAAUGGGUUCGCAACAUUCCGACAUUCUUUGAUCUUCCAUUCCGCGAUCAGGCGAUCUUAUUGGAGGAGGGCUGGAGCGAGCUUUUCAUUCUAAGUGUCGCGCAAUGGAACUUGCCCGUGGAGAUGGGAACUUUGCUCGCGGCUGCGGGAUUGAGCCCGGAGCGGGAUAACUCGGACAAGUCAGUCUGCGGGAUGAGUGAGAUCAAGGCAAUGAAAAAUAUUGUGGAAAGGUUUAGAGCAGCGAAUAUAGACCAGACGGAAUAUGCCUGCUUGAAAGCCAUCAUUCUCUUUAAGCCUGGUAUGCUGACUUUUUUUUUAACUUUAUGUUUGUUUAGAGAAUAAAGAGAGUCUCAAUGGCGUUUACUGGUAGCCGUAAGAUGGCCAAAAACUACAGCUGUUAGGCGUAAAAUUUGACAACUUUUCAAGCGAUAGUCGUAAAAAAAUAAACCGUAAAAAAUUCCGGUGAAAACAAUGGAAUGAUGUUAACCGUUAGCCUUAAAAUGGCCAAAAUUUUAACCUUAAGCCGUAAAAUCUAUUACUCCGAUGAGACCCUUAUUCAACAACUCCUAUCAAAUUUUUUUCUUUCCGAAUGGUUUGAUAGAAUUUGAAAAGUCACCCCUCAAUAAUGUUUUGCUCUUCAUAUUUACAAUACUAAGUUUCUAAAAUCUUUCUGCCGCGCUAUUACCAAAAUGCAAAAACUUAAGCCUGAAAUAGCGGAGAGUUCAACCGAUAUAUCUGGGUUUCCUAGACAAGAUUUAAAAUACCAAACUUGAAAUUUUUGGCUCUAUCUGUGAAUAUGGAAAGGUAGCCACGUAAUGUAAGUGAGCGUAGUCAUGGGACGGACUGUUGUUGGUUGCAGUGACAACUUGAGCGCAAGUCAUCAACAAUUCUUUUCAAGACUACUCUGCACGAUCAGACCACGAGUUCAAUGUUACGCUUGGUUUUAAACCAUAUUCUUUACUAAGACAAACAAACCGUGAUGCUCAAUGAGGGCUAUAAAAGAAAUAAUAUAAUAAAAAAUAAUUAAUCGCUAUGAAAUCAUUUAAGCUUAUUUUUUUUCAUUCUCGCUGUUACAGAUAUUAGAGGACUAAGAGCCCCGAGUCACGUUGAGCAACUUCAAGACCAAGCGCAAAGCAUGCUGGGAGAAUAUGACCGCCAAACAUAUCCAAACCAGCAAGUUCGCUUUGGACGAUUACUCCUCAUGCUACCUGCAUUGCGAGUGCUGUCCGUAAAAUGCAUUGAGCAGAUGUUUUUUCGUGGUACGCUUGACAACAUCCCAAUGGAAAGGCUCUUAUCAGACAUGUUUAAGUCCGCAUAAUUCGUCUUCAAAAGUUGGUUUUGCAAGAUUCUACACCCGGACGUAUAAAUUCGCCUGAAACGGCGGAAAAAUAAAUUGAAACGCAAAAAAAUAAACGCUCGCGAAGUGAGCGACGUAAGAGCGUGGGUUGAAAUCGGACAGUAACGGUGCAACAUGAAGAUUGCAAUGGAUAAUAUUCGUAGACUUGUCCGCGGAGAAUUGAAGAUGCUCCUUCAAACUGAUGUAUGGAAGGAUGGUGAAUUGUAAUAUUGCAGGCUACGUCUGGUUUCGAUGACUUCCGAUUGGAAACCUUGAUGGAAAGGAGAAUAAAAUACAAGCAUAAUGUUGUCCGUUACUGAAUCAGACACAAUAAACAGUGACUACAGCAAGAGGAAAUCAUUUCACGUUCUCUUGCUUUCAAUUUGAAUACCUAGAUAUUUUUAUCCUAAUUCAAGCUUCUUUUAGCUAUAUAUUUAGAGGAAUUUUUCUCCUUUCUUAAAAUAUCACGAAAAUUCUUAAAACAGUUUACCUCAUUUUUCCCUCAAUUAAAUUCUUAUUUUUACUUUAGCUUGAGUAUCACAGACUUCGUUUAGCUUAUUUUUCUUUCAUUUCUCUAGUAUUUUGCUUUUUCUUAAUAUUUCAAAAUUUUUUCUCUCAGAUUAGUCAGAAUUUUAUAUCUAAGGUUUUGCACUGUGCCAUUUAUAAGAAAAUUAACUACAUAAAUAACUAAGUUUUUUUUUACAUUUUAGCAAAAACAAUGUGCAAUGCUGAAAUUUUGGUGACUAAAAGUUUUGAAAGGAAUAGUGGAAAGUCAGAGAGCAGACCAUUCCUGCAAUCUGUCGAAACAACUCAAAAACACGUUUGAGAUGAACUGAGUGGUAUUUUGAAAACGGAGUUUAUAUGGUUAUUCUUGUUAAGAAUUUUAAUACAAAUACCGCGAAAGAGUCAUCUAAAAGAAAAGCUCUAGAAGCGCAAAAUAUAUAUGUAAUUAUCAAUUAAUAAUCAUCCG
Messenger RNA from Pocillopora meandrina, 6628 nucleotides. NCBI's taxonomy places the organism in Eukaryota, Metazoa, Cnidaria, Anthozoa, Scleractinia, Pocilloporidae. The record is from the annotation of a GenBank genome assembly.